AUGUUCUCUACUUUCCAUUCUAUGGGUACGUUUAUUCCCUACGGCAAGAACUAUACUUGCAUUCCGCAAUCCAUGAUUGCGCGGAACAUGAACACAAAAGUCCCAGGCCCUGUGAUCGGUAUUGACUUGGGUACCACGAACUCGUGCGUGUCCGUCAUGGAGGGCAAGAGCUCGCGUGUGAUCGAGAACGCCGAGCCUGAGGGCGCACGCACAACGCCGUCCGUCGUCGCGUUCACGAAGCACGGCGAGUGCCUCGUCGGGCUCCCCUCGAAGCGCCAGGCGAUCGUCAACUCGGCGAACACCGUCUACACGUUCAAGUGGCUCAUCGGCCGCCAGUUUAAGGACCCCGAGGUGCAGAAGGAUAUGGAGCACUGGCCGUUCAAGGUCGUGCCCAAGUCAGACGGGCGCCUGGUUGAGGAUGGAGGGAAGAAGGCGACAUAUUCCUCGGGUUACGGGAACCCGUGCGGGUCGCGGAACGCGUCGUUCAACGUGCUCUCGAAACCGAAACCCGCGGGUACCCGCGUACCCGUACCCGACCCGUCAACGCGGGUUUCAACGCGGGUGCGAUACGGGUACGCGCCGGGACACCCAUGGGUGUACCCGUGCAUUUCACUAUCAAUGGACCAGUCCCCCACCAAGCAAUUAUCAUCAAUGGUCUUGAUGAAGAUGAAGGAGACUGCGGAACAGUUCCUGAACAAGAAGGUCAACCACGCUGUCAUUACUGUUCCCGCGUACUUCAACGACGCCCAGCGGCAAGCCACGAAGGACGCAGGUACCAUCGCCGGUCUCGAUACUCUCGACAAGACGGAGUCAUCGGUCAUCGCCGUGUACGACUUGGGCGGCGGUACCUUUGAUAUCUCCAUCUUGGAGAUGCAGAAGGGCGUGUUCGAGGUCAAGUCGACGAAUGGCGAUACCCACCUGGGUGGUGAGGACUUUGACUCGGUGCUCAUCAACCACAUCCUCAAUGAGUUCAAGACGGAGACCGGCACGGACCUGAGCCAGGACCGCAUGGCCAUCCAGCGUAUCCGUGAGGCGCCUGAGAAGGCGAAGAUCGUCGACGUCAGCGUCUUCGGCAGUGAGCCCAACAAAGAUGUCAACCCUGACGAGGCCGUCGCCAUCGGUGCCUCUAUCCAGGGUGGUGUCCUGGCUGGCAACACUGUUACAGCCAUGUACAGCCAUGUACAAGUUCAAGAGAUCAGUUGGACGCCGCGGGGAGGAAAAGGUGCAGAGCUCGUUGACGAGCAGCGUGAGAUCGCGGUCAAGGGACAGGCUGCCGACGAGUCCGGCCCCUACGAGCAGAUCCGGGAGAUGCGGCAAUAG
Molecule: messenger RNA, 1320 nt
Organism: Gloeophyllum trabeum ATCC 11539
Lineage: Eukaryota; Fungi; Basidiomycota; Agaricomycetes; Gloeophyllales; Gloeophyllaceae
Product: HSP70-domain-containing protein
Exons: 9
Coding region: 1-1320 (439 amino acids)
Biological process (GO): cellular response to unfolded protein; protein refolding
Cellular component (GO): mitochondrion; cytoplasm
Molecular function (GO): heat shock protein binding; ATP hydrolysis activity; ATP-dependent protein folding chaperone
Source: RefSeq, a predicted model, not a curated record